AUGAGACUGCUGGGCCUUCGGGAAGCGGAGGGUAAUCUACCUAAAUUCAGGAAGCCGUACAUUUCCCCUUUGUGUGAUUUUAUAAAAACCAAUAAUCUCCAUUUUGGAAACCGACUGACGCCGGUUGAUUAUUGGAGAAAUCGUUCACGUCAAAUAUGCAAAGGCCAAAGUUUGUUGUGUUUGAUCUCGAUUAUACCCUCUGGCCCUUCUGGGUCGAUACACACGUCGACCCACCUUUUCACAAAAAAUAACGAGGGAGUGGUGGUGGAUGCAAGGCGGCAGCGGGUCUCUCUUUAUGAGGACACAGCGGAGAUCCUGAGCUCUCUCUACAACCAGGGCAUCAAGAUAGGAGUUGCUUCACGGACCGGGGAAGUAUGUGGAGCCAAUCAGCUUUUAUCUCUUUUCAGUCUCGACAAGUAUGUCUCCUGCAAAGAAAUAUAUCCUGGUUCAAAAAUCACUCACUUUAAACAAGUAAGUCUGAAGUUGUUUCUGCACAAGAUAUGA
Molecule: messenger RNA, 504 nt
Organism: Lampris incognitus (smalleye Pacific opah)
Lineage: Eukaryota; Metazoa; Chordata; Actinopteri; Lampriformes; Lampridae
Gene: mdp1
Product: magnesium dependent phosphatase 1
Exons: 5
Coding region: 1-504 (167 amino acids)
Molecular function (GO): acid phosphatase activity
Source: RefSeq, a predicted model, not a curated record